Amphibalanus amphitrite is the source of this 3488-nucleotide messenger RNA. RefSeq names its product transmembrane protein 11-A, mitochondrial-like. Bases 103 to 630 code for a protein of 175 amino acids. Lineage: Eukaryota; Metazoa; Arthropoda; Thecostraca; Balanomorpha; Balanidae. Gene Ontology annotation, biological process: inner mitochondrial membrane organization. Gene Ontology annotation, cellular component: mitochondrial inner membrane. The record is from RefSeq and is a predicted model, not a curated record. The transcript is spliced from 6 exons.
GGAUGAAGUUGUGGAGUUGCCACCGGUCCGGACUCCGGAAAUAUUUUUCGUUCACCCACCUUCAAUAUCCUGGAAGGGUCAAACUGACUUUAAGUCUCUACGAUGGCAGAAUAUGCUCUAAACAUUGGGGACGGCCCCCGGCCGGAAGAUGUGGCCAUUAUCCGCGAGCUGUACCAGGGGAACCAGGACCAGGAGCGGUUCGAGGUGGAGCUGGAGCGUGCCCUGGACGCCCGCUGCCACACCAUCAUCAUCGAGCCCGCCCGGCUGGGCGACGAGACUGCCAGGUGGAUAAACGUGGGAAACUUCCUUCACAAGACUGCGGUGCUGUCGGGAAUUGGAGCUGUCCUUUCAGGUGCCAUCUGGACAGAGCGUCCGGUGGUCUCUGUACCGUGCGCCGGUCUGUCGCUCUUCUGUACGGCCCUGUACACCAUCAGCUGGCAGUUUGACCCCUGCUGCAAGUACCAGGUCGAACACGACGCCAGCAAGCUGCUCAAGCUGCCUCUGCACUCUCUGAGCUCCGGCUCCCCGGUGGUACUGGUCCGACGGGACGACUCCAGUCGGAAACUGCUCCACUGUACCGUCACAGCGCUGGCGGUCACCUUCUGUGUGUGGAGGAUGCGACAAAGCUGAGAGAAACCACCCACGCUACCACCCCCGCCGCCCGGCCGCCCUCGCUAGGAUGCUGUCGUUCGGAACGCCUCUGCGUCACCACAAGAGAGGGAUGUCCCUGGCAUUGGCACCAGUCGUUGCUGUUGCUUCUAAAUACUACGGUUGGUACGUGCAGUGGUGUGGGACAAGGUUAGUGCCGUGCCGUGGAUGCCGGGCGGUGCUGUGUUAGGCACAGGACAACAGGUAAAGAGGUGUGUUGAAGAAAUGAAAACGGGAAUGAGAUGGUAAGACACUAGUGUGAAGGUAUCUGUGACCGGUAUUUUGAAGUCCCGGGGACAUUCGUGGAGUUUAAGUGGGUAGACGGUCAUCGUGAGUGUUGUUUAGUACGAGGCUAUACACACUUUGGGAUGAAGACCCGUGGAAGCCAUGAAGUGCCGGGUCCAAUAGAAGACCGGCAAGACAUGACCAGUAGGAGGUCUGUUGUGAAGGGAUAGUUUCAAGACCGUGUUGAACAUUCGGACAACGGAGCUGUUCGUUUCAUUUUGCUUGGACAGCGAAGGGUGGAAAGCUACGUUACAUGUUCGUAGCGUUACGUAACGUUUUGUUUGGACGAAAGCGUGUGGGUUUUCUUCCAGUGACUGAUGUGUGUUGAUUAAUAAGCUAGUGAUAGCGAAUCCAUGCUUAUUUGGAUGUGUUUACGGCAUUAAAGCGGCGAAGAGACAGCACCUACCUUGUUGAGAACUUGAUAAGUGAAAUUUUGCAGUCAUCAAGUUAAAAAAAAAUCCGUAAGUGAGACCUACAGUCAUGUUUCUUCAAUUUCUGGAAUGUGCUUUUUCUGAAAGUUCGGAGCCGGCUGCGUUUGACUGACGGAUAUUCAGUCCUUUCACGUUGUGAAUGUUCCAGAACUGACGGCUAAUUCCGCUCAUAGCGCUGUGCAGCGAAGCGAUGCUUGUGUGGUCCAUUGUAUGUCGAUUGUCUGUCACUCGGAGUUGGUGAAUCGCGUUGUGCCGGAGUUGGUGAGUUGAGUUGUGCCUCUGAGAGUGCUGUGAGUCGUGCACGCAGGCGCUGUGAGUUUUGGGUGAUGUGAGUCGCUGUGAGCUCUCGUCAGCUCAUGUCAGUGGCUUGAAUGGUGACUGUAAAUGAAUCGUUUUCCCACUUACUGUCCCUUCUUCUUCUCCUCCUCUUCAACUUUGGACUCUCUUUGGUCAUAUCCACAUUGCGUGGCCAACACAUAUCUACUCAUGUAAAAAUUGCAUCCAUUAGGCUCGACUUUAAUGUCGUUUGAUGGCAAUUUACCCAGGCACCAGACAGUAAAUGAUUCCUCUCUAAACUCGGCCUACGAAUUUCGGUAAUCCGGCAUAUCCUAACACCAUUUUCAUCCAGUGUCAUUUCUCUUUGUAUGUCGUGUGUUGUUCCAGGUUCGCAAAUGUGUGAUAAAAGUGAUCACUAUCAGUCGAUCAGUGCUUGAAUGACCGAUUGUCGUGUCAAUAUGCCCCAUGUCAAACCAGUAGUGUAAGCGUCAAUACUUCCUUGUCCUCCAGUUUAUCGAAUGAACUGGAUUUGGUAACACUCGUGUGGCAAUGUGUGCUCUGCUAGGCGCAUUCGCUGAAUAGUCAGUCAUUCCGUCUUGUCAAGAUUGUGUGCCUCUAGUGCAGCUUCAACCCAAGCAACCUGUGCACAACUGUACGUAAUGCGAGUGAAGACAGCGAUGGCAGUCGUGUAUCCCGUGACGUCAUCUAGGUCGUGAUGACGUCAUCUGCAAUUCACAGCUACAACGACAUGCACAGAGAAACCGGUGGUCGGUUUAGGCAUUGAACUAAGCGAAGUUGUGCUUCAUUGGCCCAAUCAUAUGGCUAGCUGCAAUAAGAGUGAACUAGCCAAUCGAGCCGAAUGUGCAAGGAAGGAGAGGGCGCAAACUGCGAGGCCACCCCGUCGGCUAGAUGUUGAGAUCGGCGGUUGUCGGUGCCGCAAGCGACUGAUGUGCUCUUCCACUAGUGAUAUUAGAUGCUGUAAGGUGAUGAUACGACUGAUUGACACCUAAAAUUGUGGCUGAUUGUGAACGUAUCUGACUUAAGGGCUGUUCACGGACCCUGUGUGCGGUCGGACCGCACACAGCCUCGAAGCUCCGCCCACUUCGUCCCUACGUCAGCCUUCCGUCACCGCACACAGCGAUCGCUGUGGCCGGUCGGGACUGGCCACAGCGGACCGUCCACCGCACGCAGCCGUGACGUCAGACCCGCCUACCCAUCCCCUACCCCCACGCCUGCUGGACGCACCGCACACACCGCACGCAGCAGUGUGCGGUGCCCGUGAACACCCCAGGACUGUGAAUAGCAGUGACUGAUUUCACCGUGACUGAGACUGACCGUGACAUUAUCUGAGUCUGUGACUGAGAAGCGAGACUGCCCAUGACUGACAUUACGACUUUGUUUACCAGUAAUGUUCCCUCUCUGAAAGUGACUGUGGACGAUGGAAAGGACCACCACUAUGACAAUACCGUCUGAGAAACAUUAUAUCAGCCCAAAACUCCCAGAACAUUAGCUCCGAACAGAAAUGUCCCACGCAUCGCGACGACGCAGUUCCUUGUGGAAUUGCAUGAGGUGCUGCGACGGCCCUAGACUGACUUUUCCGCUCGCUACUUUUGCCGCGUUUGUGUUCUACAUCGUCCAUCGAAAUGACGUUUGGAGACUGAGCUGCGAAGCAUUGCACACGUUUUCUCGCUUGCAAAUGGCGAUCUACAGCAGUCAGUAUGACGUGUUCGCGAAAGGUCUAGGGAGACAUGUCCUUUGGCCAGGCACAAUCUGCUAAUGGAAUUGUUGUGUUGGGUUUUGGAACCCAGUAAAGCGCGUGUCAGACAUGGUAAUAAACUCGUUCAUUCA